Molecule: messenger RNA, 2105 nt
Organism: Stereum hirsutum FP-91666 SS1
Lineage: Eukaryota; Fungi; Basidiomycota; Agaricomycetes; Russulales; Stereaceae
Product: Ku DNA-binding complex Ku70 subunit
Exons: 16
Coding region: 1-1947 (648 amino acids)
Biological process (GO): cellular response to X-ray; cellular response to gamma radiation; telomere maintenance
Cellular component (GO): Ku70:Ku80 complex; nucleus
Molecular function (GO): DNA helicase activity; double-stranded DNA binding; damaged DNA binding
Source: RefSeq, a predicted model, not a curated record
AUGUCUUCCUAUGACGACUGGAACAAGCUAGAAGAGGAAGAGGAGGAUGAACUUCAAGACAACGCGAGUCCCUAUGAAACGAAACGCGACGUCAUUCUCUUCUGCAUUGACUGUUCAGAAUCCAUGCUCGAGCCCUACGAGGACCCUCAAUACGAAGACCAGCAGACGUGUCACCUAUUAACUGCCCUUGAAGUUGCCGUAGAAAUCCAGAAGAAGAAGGUCAUAGUUGGCCCAAGUGAUUCAGUCGGGAUCAUGUUCUAUAACACGACGCGGCGGAAUGAUACGGGUCAAAGUACAGAUAUCAAGAAGGGUACCUUUGUGUACCAACCGAUCGAAAGCAUUGGCGCAGAACGUGUCUUGAAACUAACAAGACUCAUCGCAGAUGCGCGAGAGGACCCUGAACUUUUGCGGAAGGAGUAUCCUCCCAUGACCAGUGAUCACGUAGCCAUAGGCGACGUUUUCACUAGUUGCAAUUGGGUUCUCCGCGACGGUGCGCCCAAGACCGCGUCAAAGCGUAUAUUCGUUAUCACAAACAACGACGAUCCACAUCCAGGCGUUGGUGCCGAGAAACUGGUUGUGUCCGCACGAACAACACUAAUCGAUCUGGUUCAAGCUGGCAUCAUGGUAGAACCCUUCUUCAUCAGCGAUGAAGACACGCCGUUCAAUCCCACAAAGUUCUGGGCUAACGUUCUCCUAUCCGAUCUCGAUUCUCCUUCAUCAUCCAGUUCCAACCCAUCGAUACUCCCAGAAUCCAUUUCUAUCACCCGCAUAGACGACCUCCUUGAACAAAUGCGUUUCCACGAAGUCCCGAAACGCGCACUCUUCAGCAUCCCGUUCCAGCUCGCAGACGGUUUCACCAUCGGGAUCAAAGGAUACGGGCUCGUCACAGAGCAGAGGAAGGGUGCGUAUAGGUAUUUUGUUGAUUUGGGAGAUAGGAUGGAGGUUGUUGAGCCGAAGACGCUUUAUGUCGAUAAUGAAAGCCAACGUCCGACUGACAAGAAGGAACAACUGUAUGGGAUGACGCUAGGAGUGUCUGCGGAUGAUGAUGGAACCCAUCCCGGCACCAGAGUUGUUCCUCCAAAUACUCGUGUCUUUUAUACAGCCGAGGAGAUCAAGAAGUUUCGAAGUUUAGGCCUCGAGCCCAGUAUCAAACUCCUAGGCUUCAAAGACAAAGAUCAACUUCUCUUCGAGGACAAUAUCAAGCAUUCAUACUUCAUCUAUCCCGACGAAAUGGCGUACACAGGGAGUAAACGGACGGUCAGUGCGCUGAUCAAGUCGAUGGCUAAGAAGGACAAGAUCGGAUUGGUGUUGGCGCUGUUCCGAAGAGGUUCUUCGCCGAUAUUUUGUGCUAUGCUCGCGCAGAAAGAAAAGAUUGAAGCAGGAGGGUGGAGAGAACCAGGUGGUUUCCAUCUAAUUCCAUUACCAUUCGCGGACGACAUUCGAGCAGCUCCUAUUGAGGAGGGGUUCAUCGCACCGAAGGAACUAUCCAGACUCGCAGAAACCUUCGUCUUAAAGUGUUCACUCAAAGACAAAAAGGGAUAUUCUCCGGACACAUACCCAAAUCCAGCCCUGCAAUUCCACCACGAACAGCUCCAAGCGACCGCAUUCCGUGAGGAAUAUGACCCCGAGACGUUCGUGGAUCUCACACUCCCAAAAUAUGAGAUGUUCCGCAAGAGAGCUGCGCAACCGAUACGUGAAUGGAAAGAAGCACUGGAGCAGGACGAGUCUGCUAACGCAACAGUCAUCACGACGGGAUCAAAACGGAAAGCUGCGGCUGUUGUCGGGCCUGUGGAUGAGAACGAGAUCAGGAAGGAAUGGGAAGCGGGGCGGUUGGAGAAGUUGAAGGUGGACCAGAUGAAGGAGUUCCUCAGGGCAAAGGGUCUUCCCGUCUCAGGAAAGAAAGCAGACUUGAUGAGUCGGAUCUCGGAGUGGUUGGACUCCCAUUGAGCUUCUGCCAGCUACACCCGCUGCAACGAGUCGAGCUGAAUGCAAGUCAAGGAAUGUCCAGUGAUGCCGUGGCAGGACUGCCAGAUUAUUUCAUCGGUGUAAAGUAAUACGUACUACUAUAAGCUUAGGUGGGUAUAUGAUUUGUAGCAGUGGUGUCC